Molecule: messenger RNA, 3247 nt
Organism: Pogona vitticeps (central bearded dragon)
Lineage: Eukaryota; Metazoa; Chordata; Lepidosauria; Squamata; Agamidae
Gene: SLC1A3
Product: solute carrier family 1 member 3
Biological process (GO): L-glutamate import across plasma membrane; D-aspartate import across plasma membrane; L-aspartate import across plasma membrane
Cellular component (GO): plasma membrane
Molecular function (GO): L-glutamate transmembrane transporter activity; glutamate:sodium symporter activity; neutral L-amino acid transmembrane transporter activity
Source: RefSeq, a predicted model, not a curated record
UUAAGUUACUCCGGUUUGUAAAUUUCAAUCGGCAGAGUACCGCAUACCUCUCGCCGCCGUUCGCUUCCCCUUCUGCAUUGCCUGAGCCUCCCCCUUCAUUUCUUUCUUUAAAGAAUAUAUAGACAGAUAUAGAGAUUUCUGGGAAUCUUACCUUGCUGCUCCAUCUGCCUUCUAGAAGAAUUCUACCCUUUGGAAAGGAUUCGUUUAUCCCUCAUCAAGGAGGAAGAAUUACCUCCCCCCACUUUUUUAUCCUUGGAGAUUUUAGAAUACAACUAUAAAGAAGAUUCCCCCCCUGAGACCUAGAUGACGAAAAGUAACGGAGAAGACACAAGAUCAGGCAACAAGAUGGAGCGCUUCCAGCAAGGAGUUCGGAAACGUACACUCAUGGCAAAAAAGAAGGUGCAGAGCAUCACGAAGGAUGAUGUUAAAAGUUACUUACUGAGGAAUUUUUUUGUGCUGUUCACCAUCAUUGCCGUCAUUGUUGGCGUCAUCCUUGGAUUUGGUCUUCGGUCGUACCACUUCAGCUAUCGAGAGGUGAAGUACUUUUCCUUCCCGGGUGAACUCCUAAUGAGAAUGUUGCAGAUGCUGGUUUUGCCUCUCAUUGUAUCCAGCUUAGUAACAGGAGUUGCUGCCUUGGACAGUAAAGCAUCAGGCAAGAUGGGACUCCGAGCAGUCGUCUACUACAUGAGCACCACAGUCAUUGCUGUCUUUAUUGGAAUAAUCAUGGUGAUCAUAAUCCAUCCUGGGAAAGGAUCAAAGGAAAAAAUGCACCGAGAAGGCAAGAUUGUGCAAGUGACAGCGGCCGAUGCCUUUCUGGAUUUAAUCAGAAACAUGUUUCCACCAAAUUUGGUAGAAGCCUGCUUUAAACAGUUCAAAACCAACUAUGAGGAACGCGCUCCUAGUACGGCACAUGAUUCUAACGAAACAUCUUUCCUUGACGGCAUUAUCAACAAUGUUUCAGAAGCAAUAGAGAACCUAACUCACUUGAGAAAAGAAAUGAUCCCUGUUCCAGGGGCUGUAAACGGAGUGAACGCACUUGGACUCGUGGUGUUCUCGAUCAGCUUUGGCCUGGUGAUUGGGAACAUGAGGGAGCAAGGACGGGCCUUGAGAGACUUCUUUGACAGCCUUAAUGAGGCUAUAAUGCGACUGGUUGCACUAAUUAUGUGGUAUGCACCCCUUGGUAUCUUGUUUUUGAUUGCUGGAAAAAUUGUUGAAAUGGAAGAUAUGGGUGUGAUUGGAGGUCAGCUUGCCAUGUAUACAGUUACAGUGAUCAUUGGCUUGCUUAUCCAUGCGGUUAUUGUUCUCCCACUGCUCUACUUUUUCAUUACUCGAAGGAACCCUUGGGUCUUUAUUGGAGGUUUGCUGCAAGCUCUCAUCACAGCCUUGGGAACAUCUUCAAGUUCUGCCACUUUACCAAUCACAUUCAAGUGUCUAGAAGAGAAUAAUGGUGUAGAUAAACGUAUUACAAGAUUUGUGCUUCCUGUGGGUGCAACUAUUAACAUGGAUGGCACAGCAUUGUACGAGGCGUUGGCUGCCAUUUUUAUUGCACAGGUUAAUAACAUGGAUCUAAACUUCGGACAGAUUCUCACAAUCAGUAUCACAGCUACAGCUGCCAGCAUUGGCGCAGCAGGAAUUCCUCAGGCUGGCCUAGUCACUAUGGUGAUUGUAUUGACAUCUGUUGGUUUGCCUACAGACGAUAUCACUCUUAUCAUUGCUGUGGAUUGGUUUUUGGAUCGUCUGCGCACCACAACCAACGUCCUGGGAGAUUCGAUUGGUGCUGGGAUUGUAGAACACUUAUCACGGCACGAGCUGAGGAGCAAGGAUGCUGAGAUGGGUAAUUCUGUGAUAGAAGAGAAUGAAAUGAAGAAGCCUUACCAGCUGAUCUCGCAAGAGAAUGAGAACGAAAAGCCCUUGGACAGCGAAACCAAGAUGUGAGGCAGAAGAAGUACAAUACCGGGCACUAGAAAUAUGGGAAGUGCACACUUUUGUCCGAUCCUUCCUGUAUUUCAUUCAUUUGUUCUUCUCUUGCUCGCUUUCCCCCUCUCUCCAAACAGAGCACUGAAAAGAUUUAGGGGUUUAACUAGACAUUAUGAGAGACAUGGAGGUUUGUAACACAAAAAGGCUUCUUUGCGUCCUCUUGUAACUGCUAAGUAGGCACCAUGCCCCAACAUGAGGUCAUCAUGCCGUUUGCUUUAUCGCCAACCUCAGAGCUUAGAAAAGUUACUUUUUGGGGCUGCAACUCCCAGAAAUACCUCCAUCAGCGUGGACAGUGGCCGUACUAGCUGAGAGGCUGCAGAUUUGAUGUCUUAAGUGUGACUUUUCUAAGUUCUGCAGUUCACACAGCAAAUAACGUGGCGGUGGUUGGGAAAGUAUAAGAUGACCUCAGGUGCCAUGUUGUGUUUACCUCAACAUUAUGCCGAACAAGAGGACAGAGAAGUGGAAUGACAACAUUUUGGCAUGUCUUGUUAAAUUCUAAUUAAAGCCCUUAGGGAGAAUAGUCUAAAUUAGUAAUGAUUGCGGUAUAUGAUUCUGUCCCUAAGAAAUAAAUAAAUUGUGAUGUUACAUCCUUAGGGAUGGAAAAUAGUCUGUAAUCAAAUUAGCAAGAAUAUUAAUGUGUACAUGUUUCUUACCCAUAUAAAUGUGGUCGCACUUAAAGCUGAAGAAGCAAAGCAGAGGAAUUCUGUAAAGGGUUUAUUUUGUUUAAAUUAUGGUUAUGCCUUUUUAACACCACUAAGACUGCACUCUUACGCCUCUUGUCGAAAAGUAUGCACCAUUCAAGCAGAUGGGACUUACUUUGGAAUAGAGGUGCAUUGGAUUGCAUGGCAAAUCAACUCUUUACAGUUGAUGCUAUUUCCUAGAGAAGCGAGUAGCAAAUCUGGUAUUCUUUUUUUAAACAUAUUUUUCCGUAUUUUAUGAUCAGCGAAACAGUCAAAGUAGGGAUACAUAUUAUUGUUGGGGGUUUUUUUAGGAGGGCAAAAGAGGGCAAUAUUACAUUUUUAUUUCCACACAAUGGGAUAUUUUAGGAUCAGGAAGAGCACAAUAAUUCCUGGUGCUGUGCACCUUCAAGUCCCAUUGACUCCCUAGAUCAAGAACUCACAAAUAUCUCUGUGUAUGUGUAACACUACAUUUCUUUGGACUGCAAUACUGCUACUUAACACAAGUACUGCUACUCAUGCACAUUGUCCUUUCAGGACCAGAGAUUUAAUAUAUAUAUGUGUGUGUGUGUGUAUAUGUAUGUGUGUGGAAA